This is a messenger RNA of Glycine soja, 2092 nucleotides long. Its product is annotated as tRNA (guanine(37)-N1)-methyltransferase 2-like. The transcript is spliced from 11 exons. Gene Ontology annotation, cellular component: cytoplasm. Gene Ontology annotation, biological process: tRNA N1-guanine methylation. The record is from RefSeq and is a predicted model, not a curated record. Bases 156 to 1682 code for a protein of 508 amino acids. Lineage: Eukaryota; Viridiplantae; Streptophyta; Magnoliopsida; Fabales; Fabaceae.
GCAGCAUAUCACGACAGGGACAGGAUUUUGAGACGCCUUAGGUUUUUGUUUGAAUCAAAAACCCUAAACCGCUAAACAAGUCUCAUUCUUCCCCUGUUGGAAUCAAUAUCGACCGUUGCCAAGUCGGAUUCACUCGAAAUCCCCUUCUCCGUUUGAUGUCGCCGCCGCCGCCGCCGCCAUCACUAAGCUCCGACAGUGUUCAAUUCAAUUCAAUGUUGGACGAGAGCAAGUUCGAGGUGCACCUCAAACUCUGGGCCCUUCGAAUCCCUUGCCAACAUUGCAAGCUCGCCACGAGAAUCCUCAACGGUUACUUGCUCGACAAGCCCCGAGUUAAACCCAUCGCCGAGGACCCAACCUGUGACAAAAACCGUUACCUUAUACUCUCUGACAAUGUUCAUAAUCAAGAUUUAUCUGAUAUUCCAAAACAAAAGCUAGAUGAGCUCAAGGGCUUGUGUGAGAUUGAAAUUGUGCCCUAUUCGUUGACUUUAGGGUAUUCUCACUGGAGUGCAGAUCAUGUGCUGAAGCAGAUACUGCCUACUGGAGUGGAGGUGCCUUCGUCCUUUGAAACAAUUGGUCAAAUUGCCCAUUUAAACCUACACGAUGAGUUACUUCCCUACAAAGAUGUUAUUGCAAAGGUUAUUUAUGAUAAAAACUAUCCAAGAAUCAAAACUAUUGUUAAUAAAGUUGGAACCAUUACAAAUGAAUUUCGUGUGCCAGAGUUUGAAAUUUUAGCAGGAGAGCAUAAUAUGAUUACAGAAGUGAAGCAAUAUGGUGCCACUUUUAGGCUUGAUUACAGAUUGGUUUAUUGGAACUCGAGAUUGGAACAUGAACACAAAAGGUUAGUCUCAAUGUUCCAAGCUGGACAGACCAUUUGUGACAUGUUUACUGGUAUAGGCCCUUUUGCCAUUCCUGCUGCACAAAAAGGAUGCAUAGUCUAUGCAAAUGAUUUAAAUCCGGAUAGCAUUCACUAUCUGAGGAUUAAUGCCAAAAUCAAUAAGGUUGAUGAUCGCAUUUAUGCAUACAACAUGGAUGCUAGAAAAUUCAUCUCCCAGAUGAUGGAAGUUCCAAAUAAUGAAGUUACAUUAGAAACCUCACAUGAAGUUCCCAUUUUGGAUACACGAGACAAUGCUGAAUCAAAUUCUGAAAAUGAGUUGCUAACUGUUGAUACCAAAGACCUAGGAGAUAGCAAUAAUAGUGGGUUAGAGGAUGUAAAGGGUUCAACAAGGCACACUGCUACAUCUGUAAUUGCUGGUAAAAGAUCUUCUACUAGUUAUCAUGAAGGGAAUGGAGAGGCUCAUGGAACUGACAUUCUUGAAGGUUGUAGGAGAAAAGGAAGCACAAACAAAAGAAUGAGAGGCUCUGAAAUCUGUGUCACAAAAACUUGGGAACAUGUUGAUCACGUAAUAAUGAACCUACCUGCAUCUGCUGUUCAGUUUCUAGAUGCAUUCAGGGGAUUAAUCCAGAAGAAAUAUUGGAAAGGAUGUCUACCAUGGAUUCACUGCUAUUGCUUCAUUAGGGCGACUGAAACUCCUGAGACUAUAAUAGCUGUGGCAGAAUCUGCUUUGAACACUCGUAUACAAGACUCAACAUUUCAUAGGGUUAGGGAUGUGGCUCCAAACAAGGCAAUGUAUUGUUUAAGCUUCAGGUUGCCAGAAGCAUGCCUUAAAGAAGAUAGUCAAUAACAUUGUCCUUGGUGAUGCUGAAGGGAAGUUAGCUUUGUGUAAUACUACCUUAGUUUUCAGGGUUUGACAGGGGUGCAUUGAUGGAUCCAGACAUUCAGUGCCAUGUGUCAAAUUUAACAGAAGGAAUAGGCCAUGUUCAUUGAAACUAUAGAGUGGGAUUCAUUCUUCUUGAGAUGGAUUUUAUUCCUCUACUUGUGUUUCAAAGCAAAAAGUGCCCAGUUGACUGCGUUUGGUAUAUUCUUUGGAAUUAUACACAGUGAACAAUAAUAUUAUUGUAUCUUGCAGUGUAUGGAUUAUUCCACCAACAACUACUCUACUAAAAUUGUGGGCCAAGCACAAAAUCUGUAUAGUGCAUGAGUGCUUUUUGGAUAUACAGCAAAGUUGAAAUUUUUUGGCCUCUUGGCUGUAAA